Messenger RNA from Sphenostylis stenocarpa, 1605 nucleotides. The record is from the annotation of a GenBank genome assembly. NCBI's taxonomy places the organism in Eukaryota, Viridiplantae, Streptophyta, Magnoliopsida, Fabales, Fabaceae.
AUGAAGAACAAGAGUUCGACAUCGUGGUGCAAAUCCCACAAUUCCUUGAUCAAAAUCUCAAAUUGUACACUACCCAAUUUCCCCAUUCAGAUUCUCCUCCUGGGUCUCUUUCAUUUCUUGAUCCCUGCAUCUUGUUCCCGGAAACCCCCACCUCUUCCAAUUUUGCCCCUCCCAACAGCGUUCCAGCUCCAAUGGCAACUGGGCGACAUGGCCCUCUUCUUCCACUUCGGCACCAACACCUUCACCGACACCGAGUGGGGUUCCGGCCAAGCCCAACCCUCCGUCUUCAACCCCACCAUUCUCAACGCAUCGCAAUGGAUAAACGUCGCCAAAGAUUCUGGCUUUUCGCGAGUAAUCCUCACUGCAAAGCACCACGACGGGUUCUGCUUGUGGCCCUCUGAUUACACAGACUAUUCCGUGCGUUCCAGCAACUGGAAGAACGGAAAAGGCGACGUCGUCGCCGAGCUCGCCGCCGCCGCCAAGGACGCCGGCAUCGGCCUCGGACUUUACCUUUCGCCGUGGGAUCGCCACGAGAAAUGCUUUGGUGACACUUUGCUGUAUAACGAGUUCUACUUGGCCCAAAUGACUGAGCUACUCACUAGGUAUGGAGAGAUUACUGACAUUUUUUUGGAUGGAGCAAAAGGGGAAGGGGAGAAGGACAUGAAAUAUCUCUAUAAAAGCUGGAAUUCUCUGAUUCACCAAUUCCAACCAGGGGCCAUUAUUUUUUCUGAUUUGGGUCCUGAUACAAGGUGGGUUGGUAACGAAUAUGGUGCUGCUGGCUCCACUUGUUGGUCUCUAUACAACAAAACAGGCUUUGAAAUUACUAAAAUUGAUAAUCAAUACAAUAGCGAGGGAGACCAAUUUGGUCCCGACUGGCUUCCGGCUACAUGUGAUGUCUCUAUAAGACCCAGUUGGUUUUGGCAUGCUUCAGAACUUCCAAAGUCUGCAAGGAUUCUACUUGAAAUAUAUUAUAAAUCAGUUGGUAGAAACUGCCAGCUCUUACUGAAUGUGCCCCCAAACUCCUCCGGUCUUAUAUCAGAUGAGGAUAUCCAAGUUCUUCAAGAGUUCACUGAACUUCGGAGGUCCAUAUUUUCUCACAAUUUAGCUAUAAAUGCUGUUAUUAAUGCCAGCAGCAUAAGAGGGGGGAUUCAAGAUACUCACUUUAGUCCCUACAAUGUUCUUAUAGAAGGUAUAUACACAUAUUGGGCUCCCGGGGAGAACCAAUCUAAGUGGAUAUUGUACAUAAAUCUCCAAGAACUAGUAUCAUUCAAUGUUUUGCAAUUACAAGAGCCUAUUCACAUGGGACAGAGGGUGAUUGAGUUUCACCUUGAGGCAUUGAGCCAAGAUGGUGUAUGGAUGAGAGUUGUAAAUGGCACCACAAUCGGAUAUCAGAGGCUGUUGCUUUUUCGAAAACUGAAGUCUCAGUAUUUGAAGCUAGUUGUUGACAAGUCACGCGCAGACCCAUUGAUAUCAUACUUAGGAAUCUACAUGGAUUCUGUUACCGUUUUGAGGGACAUACCUGACAAAAAAUCAGGGGCCUGUUUCAAUGGAAGUCAACUUCUGCAGACCACCACAGGCAACAGUUCCCUAAAUGCUGUAAUGUAA